CCCUUUAUCUCCUACCUCUCCUGGGAGUCCAGUGAGUCCUGGGACUCCUUUGUCACCGGGUGCUGUUCCAUACAAGCACAACUGCAAAGCUCAUCACUUACAUACUGUUGGAGGUGUGGUAGAACAGGAUGUUUGUACCCGUUGCAGUCACAAACGGUGGCACCUUAUCAAGCCAACUCAUAAAUCUAAAGAGCAGAGAAGAAGUCGUAUUGGAGAAGUUACAGUCCUUUCUGUGGGAAGGUUCCGAGUGACAAAAGUGGAGCACAAAUCAAACUCCAAAGAACGGAAAAGCUUGAUGUCUGUGAGUGGAGUGGAGAGUGUCAAUGGUGAUAUGGCAGCCACACCUGUGAAACAGGAGCCCAGUGAAGCACCUGCCACACCUGUGAAACGGGAAGUGCAGGAGAGGAGGAGAUCACAGUGA
Molecule: messenger RNA, 421 nt
Organism: Acanthisitta chloris (rifleman)
Lineage: Eukaryota; Metazoa; Chordata; Aves; Passeriformes; Acanthisittidae
Gene: RELL1
Product: RELT-like 1
Exons: 2
Biological process (GO): positive regulation of p38MAPK cascade
Cellular component (GO): plasma membrane
Source: RefSeq, a predicted model, not a curated record